This is a messenger RNA of Poeciliopsis prolifica (blackstripe livebearer), 2621 nucleotides long. It is a transcript of the gene rnf207a, whose product is annotated as ring finger protein 207a. Gene Ontology annotation, cellular component: perinuclear region of cytoplasm. Gene Ontology annotation, biological process: regulation of heart looping; regulation of cardiac muscle contraction. Bases 53 to 1993 code for a protein of 646 amino acids. NCBI's taxonomy places the organism in Eukaryota, Metazoa, Chordata, Actinopteri, Cyprinodontiformes, Poeciliidae. Gene Ontology annotation, molecular function: transmembrane transporter binding; zinc ion binding; Hsp70 protein binding. The record is from RefSeq and is a predicted model, not a curated record. The transcript has 19 exons.
GGUAAGACAGUGGCUCUCUGUUCUUUCUGCAGACAAGCCUGCUACAUUUACAAUGGCAGGAGGGAUCUUCACCAAUGUUGUCAACCUGUUUGAGGUGGACUGUGCUAACGUCCACCCCCUGGUGUGUCACUUAUGCCAUGAGCAGUACAAGUCCCCAUGUUUAUUGGACUGCUACCAUAUCUUCUGCGCCCGCUGCCUAAGAGGUCGGACCAAUGACUGCCGCCUCAGCUGCCCCCUCUGUGGAUACCACUCAAUGAUUAAAGGAAAUAAUGCCCUCCCACCAGAGGAUCGUCUGUUGAAGUUCCUUGUGGACAACAACGCAGAUGUUGAGGAGACGGUGCUUUGUGCCAACUGUGACCAAGAAAGCAACAAAAAGGACACAGGUCUGAUGUACUACUGUAACACUUGCAGCCAGCCGCUUUGUACCACCUGCCGAGAGCUGACACACAAGGCCAGAAUGUUUUCCCACCACGAGAUUGUGUCGUUGGCCAAACGCACCAAAGCCAAACACAGAAAAUGCUCUCUACAUGAGGAGCCCUACAUCCUUUUCUCAACAGAGAAUAAAUCAAUGCUAUGCAUCAAAUGUUUCAGAGAUAUGCAAGUAGAGAGUCGUACUCACUGCAUCGACAUUGAAACAGCUUAUGCACAGGGUUGUGAGAUGUUGGACCAGGCUGUGCUGGUGGUGAAGGAGCUGCAGACCUCAACUGGAGAAGCAAUCCACCUGCUGAGGUCAAUGAUAGGGGAAGUGCGUCUGAAUGUAGAGGAAGAAGAAAGUGCUAUCUGUAGUCUGUUCAACAGUUUGCAGGAAAGGCUUGCAGAGAGGAAAAAGACUCUGCUGAAAGCAGCUCAGAGUCAGCACGAGGAGAAGGAGAAAGCAUUAAAGGAGCAACUGUCUCACCUCACUGCUCUACUUCCAACACUUCAGGUCCAUCUGGUCACCUGCUCAGCCUUUCUCAGCUCAGCCAACAAAUAUGAGUUUCUGGAUAUGGGAUAUCAACUCAUGGAGAGGCUGAAGAGGAUUGCGAAACUCCCUCAUCGACUGCGGCCAGUGCAAAGCAGCAAAAUCAAUACUGAGUAUAGGAGUGAGUUUGCUCGUUGUCUGGAGCCUCUGCUCCAGAUAGUAUCCCGCCGUCCUCCUUCUGUUGCCGGUUCCACAAGUGUUGUAACAAGUUCCGGACAGGGAAACUGGAGGCACAGGAGCCUAAUGGAUUGGAGGCUCCAGUCCCCUCUCUCGUUACCCUGCCACUCGCCAUCUCUUAGUGAGAUGCCGGUGGGCUCGGUGUUUGGGCGAAAGCCGACAUCUCACAGGAACAUUUGCACUAAGGUCCUCCUGGCUGAAGGCAGGGAAACUCCCUUCACUGAGCACUGCCGCAACUACGAGAACGCCUACCGGACUCUGCAGACAGAUAUUCAGAAUCUGAAGGAUCAGGUCCAGGAGAUGCACAGAGACCUGACCAAGCACCAUUCCAUCAUCAACACAGAUAAAAUGGGAGAGAUCUUGGACAGAUCCCUGAAUAUUGACAAUCAAAUUGCUGCUCAGUACUCCACUGUGGAAACCAUGAGAGUUAUGUUUGAAGAGAUCUGGGAUGAAACUUUGCAGAUGGUGAAUAACGAGCAGGAGAUCUAUGAAGCUCAGCUUUAUGACCUGAUGCAGCUGAAACAGGAGAACUCUUACUUAACCACCAUCGCCAGACAGAUUAGCCCUUAUAUCCUGUCAAUCGCUAAAGUCAAAGAGAGGCUUGAGCCCAGGUUUCAGGAGCCUAAGGAGCAUCUUGAUGAUCGCACCGAAACAAUGCUGAAAAUCUAUGAGGACAGCACAGUGCCAAAGGACAGUCAAGACAGCGACAACCACAGUUAUGUCACAGAUCAAGACAGAAACAAGAACAGCCGCAACCUGAUGCUGGAGCCAGCAGAGAUUUCUGCGAAGAGCAGUCGAGCUGGCAGGCAGCGGGGCCCUGUGGAGACAUCCAGCAAAAAUGACAUUCCUUCGUAAACACCAUGUCAUUUCUUUUCUGAACUGGGUCCCUUCUCUAGUGGAACAGCAUGCCUUAAUUCAGCCAUAACAAGCCCAAGAUGGUAUAUGAUGUCCUUGCCUGCUGACAUAUAGAGCAGUACAUGACAUUUUCUCUGCAGUGAGCUGUCAACAGCUCCAACUUGAGCUCUUGGAUUGACACUAACUGGAUAUACGUGAAGGCCGGAAACUCACAGUUGUUUGAAUCCAAUGUUGACAAUCUUCUUUGGUCUUCAAGAGCAAAGAUGACAGUACUGCAGAAAAUUACUUUAUUUAGAGUAAUGAACCACCUUAUUGAAAGAGAGAGACCUCUCAGGACUAUUUUUUCAUGUUGUGUUUCUAAAAUGUUAACAAUGUGAAGUGUAGAGUCGUAUGUGUUUGCUUUUUGCACAAUGUAUCCCUUGCAUAAGUCACUUCUACGAUGGAUUGUGAUAAAUCACAUAUGACAGGUCAGUUUAAUUUCCUCAAAAGACUGUUGGAAAACCUGUGACUGCACAUUAUUGCAAAUGAAAAUGUAUGUUGAUUGUGGCAUAUUAGAGGGCAUACUAGACACGUCAUUUGAAUCACGCCCUGCAUCCUUGAAAAUAAAGCAACGUGGUGAUACUUUUAA